Molecule: messenger RNA, 839 nt
Organism: Ananas comosus (pineapple)
Lineage: Eukaryota; Viridiplantae; Streptophyta; Magnoliopsida; Poales; Bromeliaceae
Product: HVA22-like protein e
Exons: 5
Coding region: 106-549 (147 amino acids)
Source: RefSeq, a predicted model, not a curated record
AAAAAAAAAAAAAAANAAAAAAAACCACCUCUUCAUUCCAAGCAUUAGAGUGUUACAUUCACUUGCAAUUAUUCUACACAAGCCAAAGUAUUAAUCCACAAGAAAAUGGGUCAGUUGUGGACUAUUCUCACUCAUCUUCACUCCUUAGCUGGGCCCACUGUUAUGCUCCUAUACCCAUUGUACGCAUCGAUCCAAGCCAUGGAGACCCCGACGAAGCUCGACGACGAGCAGUGGCUAGCCUAUUGGAUCUUGUACUCCUUCCUUACUCUCUCCGAAAUGGUGCUCGAGUCCGUCAUUUAUUGGAUACCCAUAUGGUAUGAGUUGAAGUUGGUGUUUGUGGCGUGGUUGGUGCUUCCACAGUUUAGGGGAGCUGCUUUUAUAUAUGACAAGUUCGUGAGGGAGCAGCUAAGAAAGCAAUGGUCCAUCAAAGAUGUUGCCAAGCCAAGUUCCCCCCCUUCUUCAUCUCCUUCUAAGGACAAAGACAGUAGUAUCAAGAAGAAAUUUGUAUCUUUCAUUACUCCUAAGAAGGGUGCACAUGAGGCAUACUGAGUGCAUGGUGUAGAGAGAGAGAGAGAGAGAGAGAGAGAGAGAGAGAGAGAGAGUCAUGUGUUUGAUGUUGUCAAUAGUACUGUUGAUUUUUCUCCCUCUUCAAUGUACUUCUGUUUUUUUUUUAGACUAGCUGUAGCAUACUGAAGUACACUUCUUUCACUGUGCUAAAACUUAGAAGACAAAUUUUAGAUGUUGAGUCUCUUCUCAUCGUGAGACGGUACGUUUAAUCCACCGCCCGUUAUGUGCAGUAUCUGAAUUUUGAAAUAAUAUGAAUAGUGGAUUAAACUGUC